GGGAAUUAUAUAUGAUUCUCAAUCACAAAAACGAAUUAAAUGUCAUAUACCAACAAAAACAACAAUAAAUCAACGAUUAGAAGGAAAUUUAGAACAAGUAACAUGUGACACAAAUUUUACUGUUGUUCUCGAUUCCAAUCAUUGUGUAUAUGUUGUAGGUGAUGAAUCAAAAUAUGGUCGACUUGGUCAAGGUGAUGAUAAAACCAUUGUACCAACAUUAACAUUAAUCAAAGGUCGACUUCCUCCAAUUGGUUUUAUUUCAUCUGGACCAUCAACAACUAUUUUAUUAACUACAGAUAAAAGAGAAUUAUGGGGUUUUGGAAAAGGUAUAGGUUAUCUACCAAAACAAAUUCUACAAAAACGACGUUUUAAUCGUGAUGGAUUUACAACUGAAUGGAUUUCCGUUUAUCAAUUAUCUGAUGAUAAUGAUAAAAUUCAACAUAUUGAUAUUUGUUCAUUUGUAAAUGGUUUUAUAAUAGAACAAGGUCAUAUUUAUUUAUGGGGGUCAACUGUACCUUAUGGUAAAAUUUCUGAUCAAGAAAAUUUUCGAAAUAUAACAAUUAAUAAUCCAAUACGAAAAGAUUUAAUUAAUAAUAAUAAUAAUAAUGAUCGACCAAUAAAAAUAUCACUUAGUCGUGGACAAUUUCAUGCUCAUAUUUUAUUACUUACAGAACAAGGAUGUAUUUAUUUAAUGGGUUCGAAUUAUAAAGCUAAAUUAGGUAUUGAUAUAGAUCAUAUCUUUACAGGUGAAUGGACAUUAAUUGAAUUAACACGCACAUCUCCAUUUAAAAUGAUAGCUGCUGGUGGUAUUCAUUCAAGUGCAUUAUCAACAGAUGGACGAGUUUUUACUUGGGGUUGUGGAUCAGAUGGUCGUUUAGGACAUGCUGAAGUUCAAGAUCAUCGAUAUUUAUAUAAAGAACAUGAAUCAAGAUCAAUUGAUCUUUUAAAUAAUCAACAAGUUCUAUCAAUUUCUACUUCAUAUUAUUCAUAUGGCAGCUAUUGUUGUUCAAUAGAGAAAAUAAUUUAUUUAAAAAAAACUAAAACAUUUUUUUAUCAACGUGUUUGUUUGUUUUCAUGA
Rotaria sp. Silwood1 is the source of this 1078-nucleotide messenger RNA. NCBI's taxonomy places the organism in Eukaryota, Metazoa, Rotifera, Eurotatoria, Philodinida, Philodinidae. The record is from the annotation of a GenBank genome assembly.